Molecule: messenger RNA, 560 nt
Organism: Amoebophrya sp. A25
Lineage: Eukaryota; Dinophyceae; Syndiniales; Amoebophryaceae
Source: the annotation of a GenBank genome assembly
CAGACGGGUUGUACUUCGGCGGGUUGUACCUCGUCCAACGCGGCGCCGUCGCCUCCUGAAAAGCUGGCGAGGUACUUGCUCUUUCAAUCCGUAAGCGAGGCAAACGCGUUCCGAAGGUGGUAUGAGGAAGAAGCGGGCUCGGUCACGUUACAUUACAACCGGCGGCUCGGCUGCCGCACGAUGGACGCCUCUAUCCGACUAUGCCGCACCCUGACAUUACACCAAGUCCUUCUCGCAGUGCGAGCGCAGGAGCUUCGUGAAGAAUCGACUUUGACAGGUGAAACGAGAGUCGAGAAUGAUACAACAACUACUGACCACGUGUCUUCUGUUUCAGGCCUACCUUCUGCCCCAGGUGGAGCAGGUUCGGUGACUCCUGCGCCUUCACCAGAGCAGGGGUCUUCAACGGAAAAUGUCGUAGCCGUAUCCGAAGCUGGUGUUGGAGGAGUGUUGAAGCGAGAGACAUCUUCAAGUGCAAAUAGUAGUACUGCGACGACAGGGGGUAACGGUAAGUGUAACAAGUCCGCGUGGUGGUCUCUGAGUGCCGCUACAGCGGUAGUGCG